AUGGUUUUAGGAAGAAGGAAGAAGGAAAUGAGGGGGGGGAGAAGAGGGAAGAGAAGGAGGAGAAGGGAUAGUGGAAGUGGAAGUGGAAGUGGAAGUGGAAGUGGAAGUGGAAGUGGAAGUGGAAGUGGAAGUGGAAGUGGAAGUGGAAGUGGAAGUGGAAGUGGAUUGAAAAGGGAUAGAGGAUGA
Molecule: messenger RNA, 186 nt
Organism: Botrytis porri
Lineage: Eukaryota; Fungi; Ascomycota; Leotiomycetes; Helotiales; Sclerotiniaceae
Exons: 1
Coding region: 1-186 (61 amino acids)
Source: RefSeq, a predicted model, not a curated record